Rhea pennata is the source of this 2665-nucleotide messenger RNA. It is a transcript of the gene SKIL, whose product is annotated as SKI like proto-oncogene. The transcript has 6 exons. NCBI's taxonomy places the organism in Eukaryota, Metazoa, Chordata, Aves, Rheiformes, Rheidae. The record is from RefSeq and is a predicted model, not a curated record. Gene Ontology annotation, cellular component: nucleus. Bases 223 to 2292 code for a protein of 689 amino acids. Gene Ontology annotation, molecular function: SMAD binding; DNA-binding transcription factor activity, RNA polymerase II-specific; RNA polymerase II cis-regulatory region sequence-specific DNA binding. Gene Ontology annotation, biological process: negative regulation of BMP signaling pathway; negative regulation of transcription by RNA polymerase II.
GAAAAAUCUGUUUUAACCUCUCCAUUCUUAAUUCUAUGGUAUGAUAUGCAAAAUAGUUUACAGUUUUUACUCCUGGAGGCAGAAGAAUUAACUUCCUACUGAGAGGAGUGCAAAGCUUGAUGUGUAUGAGGUAAUAGAGAUCAUUUAAAAUUGAUUUUUGUAUUAGCAAGCAGGAAAAUGCACACUCAAGACUUGCUUAAUUAAAAGUUCUGGUGUUUAGCAAUGGAAAGCCCACAAACAAACUUCCAUCUAGGUCUAGGUUCAGACCAAAAAAGGAGUGGGAUCCAAGAGGAUGGGAGUCCUCCAGUAAAAAGAGUAAUGACAGAAAUGCAUGUAAGUAACAAAGUACGAGUUGUAAUAAAUAAAUUGCCAACAAUAAAGAAGGAAAACUUGGAUGAAUAUGAUGAAACUCCUGUGGAGGCUGAUGGGGAAAACGCCAAGGCAAACAGUACUUCGAUAUCUGAGCCUUUGAGUUUAAAUCCAGGUUUGAAGCACACGCUGGCACAGUUCCACUUAAGCAGCCAGAGUUCACUGGGUGGACCAGCAGCAUUUUCAGCUCGUUAUUCCCAGGAAAGUAUGUCACCCACUGUCUUUUUGCCUCUUCCAUCACCACAAAUAGUUUCUGGUCCACUGCUCAUUCCUCCAGACAGCUCCACAGAACUCACUCAGACUAUAUUAGAGGGAGAAUCUAUUUCUUGUUUUAAAGUUGGAGGAGAAAAAAGACUUUGCCUGCCUCAAGUUUUGAAUUCGGUUCUCCGAGACUUUUCGUUGCAACAGAUUAAUACAGUGUGUGAUGAACUGUAUAUAUACUGCUCAAGGUGCACGUCCGACCAGCUUCACAUUCUGAAGGUUUUGGGAAUUCUUCCAUUUAAUGCUCCGUCCUGUGGGCUAAUUACACUGACCGAUGCUCAGAGACUAUGCAAUGCUUUAUUACGCCCUCGCACUUUUCCUCAAAAUGGCAGCUUUCUCCCUGCUAAGAACACGUUGGCCCAGCUGAAAGAGUCUGGCAGUGCCUUUGAAGUAGAGCACGAAUGCUUGGGCAAAUGCCAGGGUCUGUUUGCCCCUCAGUUCUACCUGCAGCCGGAUGAUCCGUGCAUCCAGUGUUUGGAGUGCUAUGGAAUGUUCUCACCACAGACGUUCGUGAUGCAUUCACAUAGAUCCCCUGAUAAAAGGACCUGCCACUGGGGUUUUGAAUCAGCCAAAUGGCACUGCUACCUUCAUAUUAACCAAAAAUACCUGGGAACAUCGGAGGAGAGGGAACUGAAGCAUCUCUUGGAGGAAAUGAAGGAGAAAUUCAGCGAGAAAAAUCAAAAAAGAUCUCGGUCCAAAAUGGAUUCACAACAGAGCCUAGAAUUGUCACAGUGGUAUCCAGUUAUAAAGCAAGAAGCAGAAACUGCUACUCAACCACCCUCCUUUGUCCACCCCAGUUACUACCUUUAUAUGUGUGAUAAAGUGGUUGCCCCAAAUGUGUCUCUUGCCUCACAAUAUAAAGAAGUUGCAAAACCAGCAGUCAGAUCAGAAGUAAUUAAAUCCUCACCUGGACAGUCAGAGAAACAGCUCAGUAAUGGGAAGCACAAAAAAGGUGCUUCCUAUCCAGAGCUGUCUCUUGAAGAACAGGAAAAAAUGGACUUGAAAACUGGUGUGGAACAGCAUAAACGUUUGGAUCCACCUGUAUCAACUAAUUCCUUAAAAGUUGGCAAAUCUGAACGUAUUUCUUCCAAAAUUACUAGAGACUCUAGCCGUGGUGAAGUACGUAAUCGUGUACGAACCUUGUCUCCAACUCUCAUGAAGGACAUCAGUUGUGAGGAUGACAAGGGAAAGAUAAUGGAAGAAGUAAUGAAAACCUACAUUAAACAGCAAGAAAAACUAAAUACCAUUUUGCGGAGGAAACAACAGCUUCAAAUGGAGGUAGAGAUGUUAAACAACUCUAGAGCAAUGAGGGAACUUACUGAAGAGCAGCAGAAUUUACAAAAAGAACUUGAAUGUUUGCAGACUGAGCAUGCUCAAAGAAUGGAGGAAUUUUAUUUUGAGCAGAGAGAUCUGGAGAAGAAACUGGACCAAGUGAUGAAACAAAAGUGUACCUGUGACUCCAAUUUAGAAAAAGACAGAGAAGCUGAAUAUGCAGCGCAGCUAGCAGAAUUGAGACAGAGAUUGGAUCAUGCAGAGGCAGAUAGACAAGAGCUUCAAGAUGAACUGAGACAAGAACGAGAGGCAAGAGAAAAGUUAGAGGUGAUGAUAAAGGAAUUGAAGCUACAGAUCUUGAAAUCUUCAAAAAAUGGAAAAGGAAAAUAGAAAAAAUUGGAAGAGGGAAAUUUGACUCUGUCUUUCAAACAGGGUGUUUUGUUUUUAAUGAAUUUUGAGCAGUUUAUCUGUGUAAUAAGAAAAAGUAUUCUUUACAGAUUUCUAGUUCCCAGACAAGUCCAGAGGAAGAUAUAUAUAUAUAUAAAUAUAUGGAGAUAGAAACAUAGGUAUAACAUUUUAGAUUUUCCUAACCAAUGGAAAUCUGCAUUUAUUUGUACUGGUGUUUUUCCCAAACUAUGAAAAAUAUGAAACUCUUUAAAAUGAUCAGUUUCUGUCUAUUUCUAAUGCAGUCUUGAGGGCUCUGUAUCUUUUAAAAAAACAGCGUUGUAUGUUAAAAUAUGUAUGGUGAUCUUUAUUUUGCUAU